AUGGAUGGGAAUGAGGGGAGGAAAUGGAAGGGGCGAGUGGGUGGGGAGGAGGAGGAGAGAAAUGGGGCAAGUAAGUGGGUAGGGAAAAGGGGAGAGGACCCCGCCCUGCCAGCUCGGAGCAGUCACGCUGACUGACGGCUUGGGGUUAACACCUCCUUCUAGGCGGCAGCAGAGCCUGGGCUGGCUGGUAAAGGCGGGGAGGGAGGAAGAAAGAGAGUGAGAGGGCCCGCGGUAAAGAGCAUGUGCUAGGGAGUCCAGUAACCAGGGACAACCACAGCAACAGAGCUCUCUUGGAAGAGAAGGAGGAGGAGGAAGAAGAGGAGGAGGAGGAAGAGGAGGAGGAGGAGGAGGAGGAGAAGGGGGAGAGAGGCUCCGCAGCCCCGCAGCCCCGCGCCCCCACGCCUCCGGGCCUCUUCCAGGAGCCAGCGCACACAGCAGAGCCCCGCGGGCGGGCGGCAGAAUUUGGGAGCUGUAGGAGGAGAGGGACUGAGGCUACCGCCCCCGGGCCUGCAGAGCCAGCUCCCCGCCGGCUGGGGAUGUAAAAGCCUUUCCGGAUCGUUGUCCCCGGCCUCGCUCGGAGUCCCUCCCGCAGCUCAGGGCGCGCAGUGCUCAGCUAGCUAGGACCUUGGUCCAGGACCGAGAGAGAAUUAGAGACAAAGACACCGUAGCGCCCCUCACCCCUGCCAGGUCCCUGCCACCGCCUGCCGGUCCCCUGCUCCGAGUCGGUGCAGGGCCGCCUAGGACGAGCCCCCGCGGCGGGACUGGGGAGAGCCGGCAGGGCCCGGAGCCGCUCCGGGGUUUAUGCCCUAGUCGGUUCGGGCCCGGCGGGGGACGUGGCCACAGAGAAUGGGGAAAUCCAACAGCAAGUUAAAACCUGAAGUAGUAGAAGAACUGACCAGGAAGACCUACUUUACUGAGAAGGAAGUUCAGCAGUGGUACAAAGGCUUCAUCAAAGAUUGCCCCAGUGGCCAGUUGGAUGCUGCAGGAUUCCAGAAGAUCUACAAACAAUUCUUCCCUUUUGGUGAUCCCACCAAGUUUGCUACAUUUGUUUUCAAUGUCUUUGAUGAAAACAAAGAUGGGAGGAUAGAGUUCUCGGAGUUUAUCCAGGCAUUAUCAGUGACCUCUCGGGGAACCCUGGAUGAGAAGCUAAGAUGGGCAUUCAAACUCUAUGACUUGGAUAAUGAUGGCUACAUCACAAGGAAUGAGAUGCUGGACAUUGUAGAUGCCAUUUACCAGAUGGUGGGUAACACUGUGGAACUUCCAGAAGAGGAGAACACCCCAGAAAAGAGGGUGGACAGGAUCUUUGCCAUGAUGGACAAGAAUUCAGAUGGAAAGCUGACACUGCAGGAGUUCCAGGAGGGCUCAAAGGCUGACCCCUCCAUUGUCCAGGCACUGUCCCUCUACGAUGGGCUUGUAUAGUCAUGGGGCCAGAGCAGGGAUGCCCACAGGCUACCUGCCUCCCUCUGUGCCAUCAGACCACCUCAGUAAUGAAGCUCAUCCACUUGUCUCUCUCCAGCCUUCCUUUACGCACAGCAGGGCUGCACUCAAAAUGUGAGGUCCCUUUCCCCUCCCAAUCCUUCUCACCCACCACAACCCCUUACUGUGCCCUGAAGUCACUCUCUCCAUUUGCCAACUUCUGCUUGUCGGGGGAAAAACAGCGGUGAUCAUCUGCAGACCAAGGACACCUACUGCAUCACAGAAGAGCCUCAUCGUUUCUCUCUCUUGCCCAUGCUUUUAUUUUUUAUUUGGAACAGACAUUUUUAAAAAUGCCCUUGUUCUAGAAAACAUAAGACUGAAGAAUGAUGAUGGCCUUGGAGUUAUUCAGAAAAACUCCAGCUUCCUUCCUUUUGGUGGCUGGAAAGAUUGUCAGAAAGAUAGAGCUUUGGUCCUUUGCUUGGGCCAGAUUUGUUUGGGAGAUGAUUGAUGUUUCUUGUCAUCUUGGUCUUUUAGCAGCAGAACAACCUGCGUGGCCUGGAUGAUUGAUUAUUAUUAUUAAUUAUCAUUAUUAUUUCUUGUGAUAUCAGUAUUGUGUUUUUUUGUGGGAAAGUGAAUUUUUUUAUACAUAUAUAUGAUCAAUAUCUUUAUUUAUUGGUUGUUAACUGUUGCUGCUGUCUGGUAUGUCUGAGCCCCAAGUGUCCAGGGGCAAAACGUUUACAUGUGCACGCGCGCCCCCAUGCUAGCUCAGGAGGACGGUGGCCCACAGUGGCCAAGAAGCCAAAAAUACUUUCCCAGAUACUGUGUUUGGUUUUUGGACUGGGGUUGGGGAUGACAUUCUUAAAAGGGUUAUAUGCCCAUCUCUCUUCCAGAUGCUUGCUUCCCUGGGUUCCCUUGCUUCCUCACUGCUUUCUCCUCUCCUUGAUCUUCCUCCCCCCAUUCCACUCCCCACUCCCAGCAUUCUUCUGCAUGACUCUCAUGCUCAUGCUCAGAGAGAGACCCCAGCUGUUUUUGCAUUCAGAUUUUCAUUUGGCCUGGAUGCCUUUCUUGCUUCUUGCUUUUGUGUCUUGGGCAGAUUAGAGAAAUUGAGUUUCUUGAAAGGUUGCACCAAAAAUGAUGUUUUAUGGGGAAAUGAAUUCUUUUAACAAAGGGCCUUUAGAAAGGGAAAUGCAUUGUAUUCACAGAAGAUUGAAGAGCUGCUGUUAGCCAAAAAUACAAAUACCCUUCUCCCUUUUUGGGAAGCUUGCAAAUGAUCCCUAAAACUUCCCACUUAGCACAUUCCUCCCUCAUCCCAUCCUUCCUUUCUCAAGGAAAGACACAGAAAAUUAAAUAUCUAUAUUCCUAGCUUACAUGUUGUAGACUUCCUUGGGUCUAGUGGCUGAAAACUUAUGGGGAAGGAAGUCUGUUCAGAGAGGUAGUUGCCCAUCAAUUUGACUUAAUUGAAUAUCCAUUUAUUUAACCCCUAGUAAGGGCAAGUGUGAUAGGUCCUGAGAAUACAAAGACAAAAACAAACUAUUCCUGGUCCUCAAAAGGGCUUACAUUCCACUGGAUCUAUCAGGCAGCAGCCUUUUAUCUCUUGGGGAAAGAUCUAAUAACAUAGUUGAAGGGAAAAAGUAGUGAAAUCAUGAUAUACUAGAAAAUGUUGCCAAAGCUUUUAAUGGAAAGGACAAACAGAAACCAGCCAGAAAAUUCCAUGGGUGAUGCCAUGUAAUUUUCUGUUUCCUUUGAUGUUUGAUGAAUGUCCUGCCAUCUUCUUUUUCCUUUGCCUAAAAUGGGGAGGAGGGGCAGCUGUUCACAGUUGUUAUUACUUUCCCUCUGCCAGAUGAUUGGGAGGUGUUAUGACUGGCCUAUAGGAAGCAUGCCUUAUAAACUCAGUCCUAUUGCAGUGACAACUAAUGUCAACCACCUAAGAAUUGGCCUGUUGGUCUUCCUGCUUUUCUUUCCCCACUGUCCCUGUCCUACUCUGCAACUACAGAGUUGGCUUUGGAAACAUCUGGCACCCAGCAUGAUUUGAUCAACAUCUGCCUUCAACUGAAAUCCUAGUCUCCUGCUUUGGGCAGAUUACCUUGGGCAUUUUGGAAGCCACAUCCCUUCCACCCUCUCCAUAGUUCCUUGUCCUUUCUGGCCUUCUCUGACAAAGAUAUCUCUUUUUGGGGAAAGGGCACCUUGGACUUGGUGACCAAUUACCCUAUCUAAACAAACCCCUACUAUUUCUUUCCUUUGAUACCUAGAGUUUUAAAACAUUCAUAGGAUUCAAACCCAAAGUUUCUCCUAAAGCCAGUUAUCUUUCUACUAAAAACCCCCAACCAGCUCCUUUCUUGGAAGUCUUGUGGUUUCUCCUUCCUGCCCCUUCUUAUGUCUCCAUCUCACUGCUGUUAGGAUGAUAUGAAAACUACAGCUAGUUUUGAUUCUUUACCCAGGUUUUCACCUCUUAGUUUAACUCCAGGAGAUUGAGUUUGGAGCCAGAAGAAUCUCAAGGCUUCAUUCUCUGACCUGACAUUUUCAAGGGUUUCCCUUCCUUUCUGUAUGAAUAUUCAUCUUAUACAGCUCAGCUUUGUUCUUCAUCCUCUCCUUCCCUCCAAGAACUUUGGAGGGAUUGGGUAUGAACAUGUUUGGGAGUUUGUUUUCUUUUCAAACUAAGGAAGACUCUUCCUGGUUCGUUUUUUCUUUCAGUCUUUGCCUAAUUUCUAAGAUGUUUCUUACCUUUCUCUUAGCUGUGAUGCUGGUAAGGAAUCUUCCUAAAUUCAACCAGAUGACUUUUUAAAGAAUUUCUUCGAUCAGAGAUUGAGUCACUGUUGUUUAAGCCUGCAUUCCUCCUGACCCAUUUCUGGGCUCUCUUAGCUCCCUUAUUCAUCUUAAAAUGGGUAGCACUUCUGUUGGCUAGCUAUGAAAAUGUUCUUCUGGCUCCAGACUGAAUGCUGGUGGCUGGGUUUCUAGGGCUUUUCAAUUGGCAGAGACAGCUGGGCUGGGCUGUAGAAUACUCUAUGGGAGAAACCUUCUCCCUCUUCAGCUCCCUGACCAGAUGUUAAGGACCACAUGAGACAAAAAAUUACCUGUGUCAAGCAGAGAGAGAGUGUAAUUUAGUGGAAAAAGACAGUGGGUAGGAAAAUCAGAUCAAGUUCCAUUUCUGCACCUGAUUUUCUGUGUGAUCUUGGGCAAGCUAUUUUCCCGUCCCUGGGCCUCAGUUUCCUUAUAGGUAAAAAUGAGGAGGUUGAACUAGAUGAAUCUCUUAAGGUGUUUUCUAGCUCUAAGGUAUCAUGAGUCUGAGCUCUACUGUUAUGUGAGAUGGAAAUUUGAGCUCAUAGUCUCAGGACACACAGAAAUUUUCAAGUCAUCCCUUAAUGUGACUUUUCUCUUGUUUCAUUCAGGCCAUUGGCCCAGGGCUCUAUAACAUCAAUCAAUAAAAUCUGGGUCCUCUGAUAGCUUAAGAAAAGCCCCCUAUCUGAAUUUUAGCUAACAAAUUGGGUCUGUUUUUUCAUUACUGUGCUCUGAAAUCUUUAGUCUGGGCAGGGCUGGUUAUUUGUCCAACUCUUUUGGGGUUUGGUUCUUUCAAAAAGAUGAGCAAUAACCAGCCAGGGUGGAUUAUGAUUGGUGGAAGGGCUAGAAAUGUUUGUUUCCUCCUCUACCCACUAAACAAAACUAUAUCAUAAAGCACUCUUUUCUUCUUUGUGAUUAAAAAAAAUCAAAAUUUUCAGCCCUCUCUUCCCCUACCCUCUGCAAUGCAAGGUCUACUUUGAUUGUGUUUUCACCAAUGGAAAGAGAAGGGAGACAGCUUAUAGGCAUGUCUUCUUGGCAUGGAUUUCAAACUUUUCAUUACCUUUUGAACUCUUCUCUUUUGGACCAUAUUCACACAAGCAAUUGGCCCUUGACAGACUAUAUCAUCUUUGGCAGAUGGGUCCAUGUACUAGGAGUUAGCUGAUGUGAGUGCUAUACAUCAUUUUAGUGUUUGAUGAAGCCUAAAAAAGUAUCUGAUAACUCGAUAUUUCCUGGUAAAUUGGGGGAAAGGAAUGGGAAAAUCGCUUAUGGCUCCUACUAUGUGCCAGACACUGUGCUGAGUGUUUUACAAAUAUUAUCUCAUUAGAAUUAAGAUUUCCUUUGGAUACACUAUUCCCACUCUAUCCCACUGGAGCUUAACUUUGGGAUAAGUUUCUUGGGGUCUUUCAGUGGCUACUAAGAGACUAGGGCCACAUAUAUGACUUGUGAAUGGCAGGAUUUAGAAAGGUUGUCCUCCAUUGCUGCUCUCAAAUUUUCUUGUAAAUAAUAGUGUUUUCCUCUUCUGCCCCCUUGUGAAAGGGAUUCUCUAUGUCUUGGCUCAUCAGAUGUGGUUUUGGAGGAAGGAGGUCUUGUCAUUCAUGCCUUUUUACAUGAGACCAUUUUUAUGUCAGGCGAGUCCUACUUGAGGUACCAGGGGUUAGGACAUGGAACCUUGAGAAUUGUGCUACCCCUUCCUUAAGUGACACCAAGCAAGUUGAUUCCCUUCGUUUUUUGUUUUUUUUUUAAAUUCAGUUUCCCCAUCUGUGAAGUGAGGAUGUUGCCCAUUUAUAGCAUGCCUUGAAAGAGACCAUGCUAAGUAUCAAGGGUUUUCCUGAACAUUAGGAUUCACAAUGAGUGGUAUGGAGCAUAUCUCUAUAAGGCUUUCCAUGCCCUCUUUCCUCUUGCUCUAUCUUUAGUCACAUGCAUGCCUCCUAAAGACAGCACAGUGCUUUCCAAAAAUCUCGUUCUUAUCUCGCUGGUGGAGUUGGGGUCACUAGUUAAAUAUCCUUGCUCCAAGUUGUGUAGUAAUGCCCAUCUCGAUGAUAGAUUUCCAUAGAAAUCAUCAUUCCAGUCUUUCCCUAUUAUCUUCCUAUCUCAUCCCCCUAUUUAGCCUAGUUCCUUUCUCUUACAAAUCCCUUGGUCCACAGAUCCUUUAAGGAAUCUUUAUUUUGUGCUCCCAUCCCUGAAGGAAUUCCUUCCCCCUCUACUGUUGUUUUUUCUGAUUCCCGUACCCAUUUCAGAGUCCAGCUUCUCUGGAUUCUAGCCUCUUUGCUCACAAGUAACUGCCAUCUCUUCCCUGUGAUGCCCAGGUACUAGGAGGGAACUUUGAACCUCCAGGUGGGAAAGACUAGGACCCAUAUCAUGUGUUCUAAUGUAGCUGGGAACAAGAACUUUUAAGAUUCUGGGUUGUUCCCUUCUGUUUGUGUCCCUACCUCCACUGAUCCCUGGCCCCAAUCCUAGCCUUUGCCUCACAACAUGUCCCUUUCCUGUUUUUUUUGAUGGUGACUUAGGAGAAUUGCAUAAUUUUCUAGUGAUUCAAUAUUUAGCCAUGCAACAUUUCAAAUAAUGUUCAUCCAAAUGUACACAUCAUUCAUUCCUUCUAAAAUGCUUUUAAGUUUGACAGCAACCUUCCUUUUAAGACAGAUGUCAGUCUUUUCUUAAAGGGACACUGUCUUCUUGUUCUAGGAGGCAAGUGCUCAUGCUCAGUAACUCCAGCCCAGGUAACAGUUUCUUCCAGAAAGCUGCCUCUACUGUUGGCCUAGGAAAACUUGAGUCUUGGCUGGAAAGGAGUUUUGAGUUUUGGAGCAGGAUGCUGAGACCCAUGGACACUCCCUGGUGGUAAUUAAUAGUAACUACACCAUUCUUCCAGGGCUAUUGAUUCAUCUUGGGGAUAUGGAGUUAGUCAGCUAGGUGAUUUCUGCUGUUUUUACAGACAAGGAAGCUAGGGGUUUGGGUGGGAAGGAGACUUCGGUUUCAAAAUGCUUUUGGCUUCUGGUUCAAAUUUUCCUAUAAUGUCUCUUUCAAAGGUCUACUUCUCAACCCACCCCCAGGCUUGCUGCCACUUUCCCCCCACUUCCCCCAGGGAUGUUGGAGUUAAUUAGCUUAUGGUCACUGUGAUCUGAAGCCUUGCCCUUUUUUAAGAUAUCUGCAGAAUAAUUCCAAUGAUCGAUUUUUGAAUGAAUAAAGUUUUUGUUGAAUAAUGCAGCUGGUCCCAUCUUCUGUUGUAUAACCAUGGUCAGCCUCCCUGCCUGGAGUAAUGGAACCCCCACUAAGCCUGGUUGUUUUCUACUCUCCAGAGAUGGGGUAAAUUCAAGGUACCCUUUCCCUCCAUGAAUUCUCUUCCCUACUCCUCUUCUUUGGAUCAUAGACUCAGAUCUAGAGCUGAAAGAACCUCGGGGACCCUCUAGUCCAAUCCCUUCAGUUUCCAUCGAUGUCUUUUCUAAGUAUGACGGAUCACCCUACGAGGCAACAACUUCAGCAUAUAUUGGUUUCUGCCACUAGCUUCCUGUAUGACUCUAGGCAAGUCACACUCUCUGGGACUCCUGCCUAAUGGAAGUCAUAACUCCAGUCCCCCACCUGUUUCACAGGGUUGUUGUGGAAAUCCGCCAAGAUGAGAUGAUGGACAGGAGGGCACACUUUGCAAAGUCAAGAGUGACCUGUAAAUAGAGAGCAUUAUAAAACUGUGAUAGUCCUCCCCUCACCCCAACACCUUAGGAGUUUUGUCUUGGUUAGAAACAAACCAAGUGACUUUAAAAUUAGCAAAGUUUCCUGGGGGUGGCUGGGUUUUUCUUUCAUUUUUUUUGUUGGCUUGCUUGCUAGUCUCUGCCUUCUUCCCUGCUAGAGAUGCUUUCCUGCCUGAAACUGGAGUGUGUGUAAGUGCGUGUAUAUGUGCGUGUACGUGGGUGUAUGAGCGAGAUGAAGACAAAAAAGUGGUUAAUAUGGCUGUAAGCUGUUUCCAGUACCUUUUGUUACAGGCUGCCAGAUGUUAUGGAUGCUGAAUAUUACAGGUGCCUGUGUGGGCCAAAUUGCAUGCCUUCAUCCCAAUUGCCCCAAACCCUUCCCCGGUGCUCCGUGUUGUAUGUUGUCAGUGUCUCACCAAUUAAACACUACCUGGACUGUCCUCUUUUUCCCUUUGUGUGGACCUGUUGCCUUUUCCUUCUCUCUUUUUUUGUUUGUUUUGAUGUUUUUAAAGGUCUUUUGUGUUUUUCCCCCUCUCAUGAACUCUCUCUGUUCCUUGGAACAUUGUCUGGGUCAAAGUAGUUUCCUUUAAAAGAGAACCUGUGGAUCAAGAAAAGCCAGAUGCUAAAUGUCUGCUUGGGUUUGGAAGGAAUUGGAGUGAACAGAUUUUUGGUUUUGCUAUUCAUUACCUGUGUGAACUUGUUAGCCAUUUUAUUUCUGGGCCUCAGUGUCCUCAUCAGUAAAAUGAGAGGGUAGGAGGAGAUGGUCCCUAGAGUUCUUUCAAAAUCUAUACUGUAGCAUGACAGGGAUGCUGGAGAUCAUUGUCCGCUGGCGGACAGAAACCCUAACAGCCUAGCAACACUACUCCAAAUCUACUACAAUAAUAUGACCCCAGAAUAUCUUACCAAACUACAGGAAAAGAAUAUCUUUACCUCACAUUGUGGGAUAUAAAUAUUCCCAGUAUCCCAUAGCAAUUUGCUCAUCAGAGUGAAGAUGAUAACUGGAUGGGCUCCUUUCAGCUUGACUCCCCCAUUUUCCUUCUUGGUUUUGGGGUGAGCCUGAGAGUUGAGCCUCAUCCUUUGCCAUGGAUGUUGGAGGCCAGGAUUUCAGAGGUGCCAUCUCAAUCUUUUUCCUCCCUUCAUAAGGCCACACUUCUUUCUUUGGUAUCUGUGGUUUGCUCAGCUUACCCUUGCUGUAUAGUCCUAGUAGAAGCCACAAACCAAUGUGUUCCUGCCAUAAAGAAGCUAUCAAUCUAGUGGGGGACAUAGAUACACCUGUGAGUGAUCAGUAAGAGCUAAAUUGUGUGGUACAUGCAGAUUGACUCUGGUCACAAUUUUCUUGCUUUGGACCAAAGUUCUAAGGAAGAAUGCCUUCCCUGGAACAACUAGGCUGAAGGUAAAUGCUUUUGCAUCUAAGUGAGAAUCAGAUCAAGAUUUAGCUCAAAGUAUAGCCCCACUCCUGCUCAUCUGGAUCUCCACUUCCUUUUUUGGGAGGAAGAAUAACGCAGGGGGCCACCACAUCUUAUGAGUGAGUGAGUGAGUAUGUAUGUGUGUGUGAGAGAGACAGGCAGGCAGACAGACAGAAGGGAAAAAGGGUAAGUUGCCCAAGAACAGAAGCCUACAUGACAUCAGGCCCUUAAUGAGACCCCUGGAAAAAAAAAGGAGGGGACAUUUGUCAGGCUCCAUGGACUAGACACAAUUCCCACUCCUAUUCCUUGUUUGAUUAAUCAGCUGGGCAGACACAGUAAAGGCCCUUUGCUAAGACAGAAAGGACUGUGAAGAUUCCCUCACAUGGACAAUUAUAUAUCUUUAUAUCCUGGGUGAAAGAUCUUUGGUUUUGUUUAAGAACAUUUUUUUUCCAACAAUGAAGUUUGUUAAAAAGUUGUUAGAGAAAAAGAGAGCCCAGUGUUAUCUCACAAAUCUUACUCUGAUAAUAAAGACUUAAGAAGACAGA
Messenger RNA from Monodelphis domestica (gray short-tailed opossum), 9819 nucleotides. It is a transcript of the gene NCS1, whose product is annotated as neuronal calcium sensor 1. The record is from RefSeq and is a predicted model, not a curated record. Gene Ontology annotation, molecular function: calcium ion binding; calcium sensitive guanylate cyclase activator activity. NCBI's taxonomy places the organism in Eukaryota, Metazoa, Chordata, Mammalia, Didelphimorphia, Didelphidae.